AUGAGUGAAAGUGAUAAAAUUUUAUGCGCGUAUUGCAAAACGGGCGCGGUCAAAAAAAUUGCAAGUUGCACUAGCUGUAAAGCAAUUUUUCAUAAGAGUUGUGGAGAACGCUAUGUUUGUUGUUCCAAGAAAAAUACUAAAGGUCACAAUGAAGAUCAAGAAACUGAAGAAGAAUCCAAUGAAGCUAUGUUAUUAAAAAGAAAAAAUAGUGAAUUGGAAAUUAAUAAUAAAGUCUUACAAGAAAAAUUAAUAUUGGUGGAAAAUUUGAAUUCCCAACUUCAAGAACAGAUUAUUAAACUUACCAUGGCUUCCAACAAGGAAAAUUUUAUUACAAGAAGUGAAUUUGAGAAAGAGAUAAACAAUAUAAAGGAUCUUUUAAAAAAAGAUAAAAAUACAGCCAAAGCUGAAAGUAAAACCUUUUCAAAGGCAGUAAGAGAUAAUCUUCCAGCACCGGGGCCCGGAACAAGUGACGAAAAUAAAUUACUACAAUUAGAAGACAAACAACGCAAAAUAAUGUCUGAAGUUAUUAGUCUUACUGCUUCAAAUGAGUCAAACAAUCAGGAUUGGCAAAUUAAAAAAAGUAAAACUAAAAAAGAAGAUAAGAAGAUGACAAAUACGAGAGAAAAGACCAAGCCAAUAAUUGGAAGUUCCAAUAGUAAUUUAUUAACAAGUGUACCAAGGUUAUCUCAUGUGUAUGUUGGAAGGUUACAACCAGAUACAAAAGAGGAGCAAGUAAUUGAAUUUCUCAAACAAUCAUGUCCGGCUGUUUCUAAAGUAAGCUGCGAAAAACUAAAAUCGAAACUACCCGAUGUGUAUUCAUCAUUUAAGAUUUCUAUACAAUCUAAUGUUGUGGAUAAGAUCAAGGACCCUUCAAUCUGGCCAGCUGGAGUAUUAAUUAACACUUUUUUCAUGAAACGUCGAGAGGAACCCCCAAAAUCCUAG
This is a messenger RNA of Brassicogethes aeneus, 942 nucleotides long. The record is from the annotation of a GenBank genome assembly. NCBI's taxonomy places the organism in Eukaryota, Metazoa, Arthropoda, Insecta, Coleoptera, Nitidulidae.